Adineta ricciae is the source of this 1947-nucleotide messenger RNA. Lineage: Eukaryota; Metazoa; Rotifera; Eurotatoria; Adinetida; Adinetidae. The record is from the annotation of a GenBank genome assembly.
AUGGCCGACACUCGCAAAGCAAUUGGUAUUGAUUUAGGUACAACUUAUUCUUGCGUUGGUAUCUUCCAACAUGGUAAAGUUGAAAUUAUUGCUAAUGACCAAGGAAAUCGCACAACACCAUCCUAUGUCGCUUUCACUGAUAGCGAGCGUUUGAUUGGUGACGCAGCCAAAAAGCAAGUAGCAAUGAACCCAAAUAAUACUGUUUUCGAUGCAAAACGUCUCAUUGGUCGUAAAUAUGAUGAUACAACAGUACAAUCGGAUAUGAAACAUUGGCCGUUCAAAGUUGUUAACGAAGGUGGAAAACCAAAAAUCCAAGUCGAAUAUAAAAAUGAAACUAAACUGUUUACCCCCGAAGAAAUCUCUUCAAUGGUUUUAACAAAAAUGAAAGAAAUUGCUGAAGCCUACCUUGGUAAGAAGGUCUCUGAAGCUGUUGUCACUGUCCCAGCUUACUUCAACGAUUCUCAACGUCAAGCAACAAAAGAUGCUGGUGUCAUUGCCGGCCUUAACGUUCUACGUAUUAUCAACGAACCAACAGCUGCUGCCAUUGCUUAUGGUUUAGAUAAGAAAGUCUCCGCUGAACGAAAUGUUUUAAUUUUCGAUUUGGGCGGUGGCACUUUUGAUGUCUCCAUCUUAACGAUUGAAGAAGGUAUCUUCGAAGUAAAAUCAACAGCCGGUGACACACAUUUAGGUGGUGAAGAUUUCGAUAAUCGAAUGGUUUCACACUUUGUUCAAGAAUUCAAACGUAAACAUGGCAAAGACUUACAAGACAACAAACGUGGUCUCCGCCGAUUACGUACAGCUUGUGAACGGGCUAAACGUACCCUAUCAUCAUCGUCACAAGCCUCGAUUGAAAUCGAUUCCUUACACGAAGGUGUUGAUUUCUAUUCAACAAUUACACGUGCUCGUUUCGAAGAACUCUGUGCUGAUCUUUUCCGUUCAACACUUGAACCUGUCGAAAAAGCUUUGCGCGAUGCUAAAAUGGAUAAAGCACAAAUCCAUGAAAUCGUUCUUGUCGGAGGCUCAACACGUAUUCCUAAAGUACAAAAACUCUUACAAGACUUAUUCAAUGGCAAAGAACUGAACAAAUCUAUCAAUCCAGAUGAAGCCGUUGCCUAUGGUGCUGCUGUUCAAGCUGCUAUUUUAACAGGCGACAAAUCUGAAGACGUUAAAGAUUUGCUUUUACUCGAUGUUGCCCCACUCUCAUUGGGUAUCGAAACUGCUGGUGGUGUGAUGACAGCAUUGAUUAAACGUAACACAACAAUUCCAACAAAACAAACUCAAACAUUUACAACUUACUCAGAUAAUCAACCAGGUGUAUUGAUUCAAGUUUACGAAGGUGAACGUGCAAUGACCAAAGACAAUCACUUAUUAGGUAAAUUCGAAUUAUCCGGAAUUCCACCUGCACCACGGGGUGUUCCACAAAUCGAAGUUACAUUCGAUAUUGAUGCCAACGGUAUCUUGAAUGUUUCUGCUAUGGAUAAGAGCUCUGGCAAAGAAAAUAAAAUCACAAUUACAAAUGAUAAAGGACGUUUAUCGAAAGACGAAAUCGAACGUAUGGUUUCUGAUGCUGAAAAAUACAAGAAAGAAGACGAAUCGCAACGUGAUCGUAUUUCAGCUAAGAAUUCGUUGGAAUCUUAUUGCUUCAACAUGAAAACAACAAUCAAUGACGAAAAAUUAGCCGAUAAAAUCGAUGCUGAUGAUAAGAAGAAGAUCACUGAUGCUAUUGAAGAAGCAUUGAAAUGGAUGGAAACCAAUCAACUUGCGGAAAAAGACGAAUUCGAACACAAAUUAAAAGAAGUUGAAAAAAUCUGCUCGCCAGUCAUGACUAAACUCUAUGGUGGUGCUGGUGGCGCAGGUGGUAUGCCUAGUGGCUUUCCAGGAGCUGCCGGUGGACCACAACCAGGUGCUGGUGGCAGCGCUGGUCCAACCAUCGAAGAAGUCGAUUAA